Monascus purpureus is the source of this 1260-nucleotide messenger RNA. The record is from the annotation of a GenBank genome assembly. Lineage: Eukaryota; Fungi; Ascomycota; Eurotiomycetes; Eurotiales; Aspergillaceae.
AUGUCGUGGUAUAACCCACAAGUGAACUAUGGUCCUCCGGGAUAUCCCCCACCUCCGCAGCAAUACCCCCCUCCGAAUUAUGCCCCCCAACAACCAUACGAACAAAUGUCUGGAUACGGUGGACAUCCAGGCGGAGGCUAUCCGCCACAACACCAUCACCACCAUCAGCAACAGCCAUCUUAUCAAUAUGGUCAGGUUCCGCAACAACGAUACGGGGGCUCGAUGUAUCAAGGACAACAAGACAUGAACGCAUAUCAGAACCCCUACCAUCAGCGCGGCCAUGGUGCUCCCCCUCCUCCUCCAAGUGGACCCGUCGCAUUCGGUCACGGUGCCCCGCAGGGCUAUAAUUUCCAGUACUCUCGCUGCACCGGGAAGAGAAAGGCCCUCCUGAUCGGAAUCAACUACUUCGGCCAAAAGGGUCAGCUCCGUGGCUGCAUCAACGAUGUGAAGAACGUGUCGGCAUACUUGAACCAGAACUUUGGCUAUGCGCGGGAGGACAUGGUUAUCCUUACCGACGACCAACAGAAUCCCAUGAGUCAGCCGACGAAAGCGAAUAUCUUGCGGGCGAUGCACUGGCUGGUUAAAGAUGCUCGACCGAACGACUCACUUUUCUUCCACUAUUCAGGCCAUGGUGGUCAGACCCCAGAUGAGGACGGAGACGAAGAGGAUGGCUACGACGAAGUUAUCUACCCCGUAGAUUUCCGACAGGCCGGUCAUAUAACGGAUGACGAAAUGCACCGGAUCAUGGUCAACCCACUCCAGCCAGGCGUGCGGCUUACCGCCAUCUUCGAUUCGUGCCACUCGGGUUCUGCAUUAGAUCUACCAUACGUCUACUCGACUCAAGGUCUACUCAAGGAACCCAACCUGGCCAAGGAGGCUGGCCAGGGCUUGCUGGGAGUGGUCUCGGCCUAUGCGCGCGGUGACAUGGGCAGCGUGGUCAGCACUGCCGUCGACUUCUUCAAGAAGGCGACCAAGGGCGAGCAAGCCUACCAACGAUCCAAACAGACCAAGACCAGUCCGGCGGAUGUCAUCAUGUGGUCUGGCAGCCGGGAUGACCAGACCAGUCAGGAUGCCAGCGUCGCCGGCCAGGCAACUGGCGCUAUGUCAUGGGCCUUUAUCACUGCUCUCAAGAAAAAUCCUCAGCAGAGCUAUGUACAAUUGCUGAACAGCAUCCGGGACGAGUUGGCUACGAAAUACACUCAGAAGCCACAGCUGAGCUCGAGUCACCCCUUGGAUGUCAACCUCCUUUACGUCAUGUAG